This is a messenger RNA of Oikopleura dioica, 603 nucleotides long. The record is from the annotation of a GenBank genome assembly. Lineage: Eukaryota; Metazoa; Chordata; Appendicularia; Copelata; Oikopleuridae.
AUGGACGAGUUUCAGCAAAAAAAGCUCGAAAAAGAGCUGAGCGAGUUGAAAAAACUCAUCGACUUGCAUUUCGUCCAACGAAGGAAGGAUGAAGAAGAGCUGAAAGGACUUGAAGAUCGAAUCGAAAAACGAAAAGAGUAUCGAGCUGCUCAACUUGCUGAGCGUGCCAGAAGGGAGCAAGAAAAAGAAGCGCGACUUCAAGCGGAAAAAGAGCGAAAAGAAGCGGAAGCUCAGCGAAGAGCCGAUGAAGAAGCGGCUAGAAAGAAGGAGCUUCUUCAAGCUCUCAACGCAGCUGCUCAUGGAAAUCAACGACAAGACAGGCGAAAGGGACGAGGCACAGAGCGAGAAAAGAAGAAGAAGGUUCUUGCCGAGCGAAGAAAACAGCUCAACAUCGACCAUUUGGAUGUUGAAAAGCUCAAGGCGAAGGCGAAAGAACUUUUUGAUCAUCUCAAUGUUCUCGAAAACUCAAGAAUUACUCUGGAGAAAGAAACUGGCGAGCAAAAAUACGAGCUUGCUCUCUGUCGAUACCGAGUAAACACCCUUAACGACGCCAACACCAAGGCAACCUCCAAGGCCCGCACUCGCGUUGGAAAGCUCCGAUAA